This is a messenger RNA of Aspergillus ibericus CBS 121593, 1371 nucleotides long. RefSeq lists its product as uncharacterized. Bases 1 to 1371 code for a protein of 456 amino acids. The record is from RefSeq and is a predicted model, not a curated record. The transcript has 3 exons. Lineage: Eukaryota; Fungi; Ascomycota; Eurotiomycetes; Eurotiales; Aspergillaceae.
AUGGCCAUUCCUGCAUCUCAGCAAGGCCAAACUAACUCACCCAGGGAAAUAUCAGACUGGAGAUAUGACUCCGUCCUCGUUCGGCAAAACAUCCCUGCCCUGGUAGCAGACACUUACAAGUUGUCACUAGCUUGGUCCAUCGCCACCAGUUCAUCCACCACCUCGCAGUGUACACUAGAAGUCUCGGUGAACUCCCAGGGGCUCUCCGCGGCUAGUGCUGGGAUCAGCCCCGGCGGACAUGGGUCUUGGUCUACGUUGACGGGCACAUAUACAGCAGCUGCUUCGACGGGCGUCCCAUUGGUCAUCUCCAUCAGCUGUUCCGAAGGGGGAGGCUGGGAAGGAAAUCCAAUCAUUGGUUUGGCUGAUAUUUCGUUCACCAACGAGUGUGUUUCUGCGACUACUAGCUCUCUCGCAGCCACCUCCACGGGCAGCAGUGUUGCACUUUCAACCGACGCCCUCAGCACCGCUGCCACUGCGACCACAAGUAUUGCUUCCGGGUCAUCCUCGUCCAGCGCAUCGUCCACGACCACAUCUGGGUUGACCGUCUCAACUGGAACCGCCGAGACGAAUGCAGAUGGAACAACCACGGUGACUGCCGACAGCACAAGCGGAACGUCACUGGAGGCUUCCGAAUCAGUGGAUAGCUCAGAUUCGGGGUCAGUGUCUGGAACCUGGUCGGUUUCGUCUGACACGGCGAGUACCGAGCGCAAGGGAUCUGCCGCAGUGUCAUUGACUGUCACCGAGACCAGCACUGCUGCUCCCGUCAGUAUCUCUACUCAUCUGGCCAUUGGGGCAUACACUACCACCGAGACGGCUGUUGCAUAUAUUACCACCUCUCCUGUGGCUACAGGAAUGGUUUCUGAGACCCAGUCGACCGGCGCUAGCCUGUCCGAGAACGAGAUUCACGCCACAGCAACGAGAUACGAUACCACAACCCUAACUCCCUCUGCAGGCGAAGCAUCCCACGAGACAAUCUCCGUCUACACCAGCGUAGUCCCAGUGGAAACCACCAUCACUCUUUCCUCUGUAUCAAGUGGAUCAUCCGACAAGACAAAACCUAUGCACACCACCCCAUCCUCAGUGACCACAACUGUCCAAACUCCAGGCAGUACUAACAAUUACCUCUCCACCCCCGCCUCCAUUCCUUCCUCCCAGUCAGAAUCCACCACCCCGGAAAUCACCGGAAAACAUCCCAUCGCAGGCACCAAAGAUUCCUCCAUCAGCUUCAAUUCCGAGAAUCCCGAAGACAUAUUCCCUGCAGAGGUCAUCUCCGCAGCAAGCACCCCUGUCGCAACCAUCAAAUCGACAUCACUUAUCCCGGUCAAAUCGUCUGCCGUUUCUUCCCCACUCAUUUCUCCCCUCCACAACUAG